AUGUCGGUGAUUAACCUGACCAUCGGUGACCUCUUCAGUGACCUCUGCGAUGGAAAGAUUUUGAUGAAUUUGUUGGUCAUCAUAUCCGGGGAGAUGUUUGGACGGCCUAACAGGGGCGUCCUUAGGGUGCAGAAGAUGGAAAACGUCAGUAGGUGUCUGCAGUUUCUCGCCACUAAGGUGACCUUCGAGAACAUCGGGGCAGAGGACAUUGUUGACGGCAACCCUACCCUCAUAUUGGGCCUCAUCUGGACGAUCAUUUUGAGGUUUCAGAUACAGGAGAUCACCAUUGAGUUGGAUGACCAGAAGGAACAUCCGGACAAAAUUAACGCAAAGGAUGCUCUUCUACUCUGGUGUCAGAGGAAAACGAACGGAUAUCGCGGAGUUAAGAUUGACAACUUCUCGACCAGUUGGAGGAACGGGCUGGGGUUCAACGCCCUCAUUCACGCCCACUGCCCCGAACUUGUUGACUACAACACCCUCAAUCCCAAUGACCACAUUGGUGAUGAUUAUGAUGAUGAAGAUUGUGAUAAUGAUGAUGAUGUUGAUUGUGAUGAUGAUUAUGAUAACAAUUAUAUCGGUGUUGAAGAUGAAGAUACUUGCGACGAUUACGAUGGAAACUUAAACAACGCGUUUAUAAUCGCCGAAGAGAAGUUGGGCAUCAAGAAGUUGUUGGAUGCCGAAGAUGUGGACGUCUCAAGGCCGGACGACAAGUCGAUAAUGACCUAUGUCGCUUCUUAUUAUCACUUUUUCUCCAGGAUGAAGUCUCAGAUGACUGACUCGAAAAGAAUUAACAACGUGCUGGCCAAUUUGAUGGACAUAAAACGAGACGAGGACGAUUACGAGUGUCUCGUUUCGAAUCUUCUCGAAUGGAUCAACCUGAAGAUCUUCAAACUCAACAAUCGAACCUUUCCGAAUUCCGUGGAAGGCGUAACGAAGGAGAUGAACGAUUUCACCAACUACAGACUCGUUGAGAAACCGCCUAAGUUCGUCUCGAUGAUGAUGAUGAUGAUGAUGGAGGCCAAACUGAAGAGUGGUCAGAAAAAAAUGUACACGCCCCCUGAGGGUAAACUCAUCAGAGAUGUCGAAUCCGCUUGGCUCAGACUGGAGAGGGCUGAACAUGAUCGGGAGCUUGCCCUUAGAGAAGAACUGAUAAGACAAGAAAGGCUGAAACAGCUGGCUGAGAAAUUUGAAAAGAAGGCCAUCUUGAGAGAGUCCUGGCUGAACGACAUGACGAGGAUUGUGAGCGACCAGACAUUCGGCAACAACACUGCCCAAGUUGAGGCAGCUCUCAAGAAACACGAAGCUAUAACUGCUGAUAGGGACCGAUUCAUCACCCUCUCCAGUAUAGCGCAGGAGUUGUACCAGGAGAACUAUCAUGGUAGACAACCUGUUAAAGAAAGAGAGCAGCAGAUUAUAACCAAAUGGCGGCACCUGUUGGAGUUGCUAGAGAAGAAGAAGAAGGUGUUGCAUGGUUUCAGUGAAAUGUUGGACCUCUUUCGGGAACUGGAGAGCAUCUCUCAGGAGCUCAGAGACAUGGAGUUCGCUCUACAAAGCGAGGACCACGGACGUCACCUGGUUGGGACACAGGACCUCCUCCAGAAACAUUCCCUCAUCGAAGGUCAACUGAACGGCCUUGCCGAGAGGGUUAAGAGGUUAAACCAGAGAUCACUGCCCUACAAAAAAUCUCUGCAUCCGGAGGCGCAACUACUACAGCAGAGGAUCGAGCCCCUGAAUAAGGAAUUCGAGAACAUCCAGCACUUGUGUCAGAUCCGUCGCGCGAAACUGGAGGAGUGUCUGAGGUACUACCAGUUCGUGCAGGACUCUGAGGAGCAGGAGACCUGGCUGGUGGAGAUGAGUGGCCUGGCUCAGUCGCAGGACGUCGGCAAGGACCUGGCUUCCUGCAUGAUGCUCAUGAGGAGGCACGAGGCUCUGGAGCAAGAAAUAUCGGCACGCAUUCCGGAUAGUGAGAGGAUCUACAAGGUGGGAGAGCAACUGAUUCUGAACAACCAUCCGUCGAAGAGAGAUACGGAGGCGAGGGUGAGGAGGCUGAAGGGACUGUGGAACGAGUUGAAAGAGAUCGUGAAGAAGAGGAGGCUGCUGUUGGAGGAUGCGGCUGAAUCGCAUCAGAACCUUCUGCAACGACACAUAAGGCUGGAUGGGGAGAUAAAAUCCUUCGAGCAGGAUAUCUAUCGUCUGGACCAACUGGCCGCCCUCAUGACCAAGGCCUCCUCCUCCUCUUCUGCUGCUGCUGCUAAUUCCGCCGCUUCAGCUCUCAAGAUACCGGCAACAUCAACCAAGCUGACGGUACCAUCUCAGCAAGUUGCGAAUGGUGACUACGUUGGUGCUUUGAAUGGGGGAGGAGUGGCGGUAGAUGGGGACGAGGAGGAAGUGCUGGAGGAGACUGCUGAUGUACCUUAUGAGUAUGAGAAAAAUUUGUUGGGACGUCUGAAUUUGAAUAAGAGAUUUAAGAAGAGGUUUAAGAUCUGUCAGUAG
Helobdella robusta is the source of this 2493-nucleotide messenger RNA. RefSeq lists its product as hypothetical. Lineage: Eukaryota; Metazoa; Annelida; Clitellata; Rhynchobdellida; Glossiphoniidae. Gene Ontology annotation, biological process: actin cytoskeleton organization. Bases 1 to 2493 code for a protein of 830 amino acids. Gene Ontology annotation, cellular component: cortical actin cytoskeleton; cell projection; plasma membrane. The record is from RefSeq and is a predicted model, not a curated record. Gene Ontology annotation, molecular function: actin filament binding. The transcript has 19 exons.